GCUGUAGUCUUCUCAUCCGUCCCCCAGGAGGCUCUGCUUCCCCGGCCCCUUUGUUCCGUCUCGCCGGUGUGGGUUGAGUCAGUCACGGGGAGGCUGCGCUAACCCUCCCAACAAUAAGAGGGGGGGGGGAAAAAAGAGAAAGAAAACGAAAACACACCGUGUAGAAAACCGACGGGAGAGGGGGCGAGGGAGAAUAGAGAGCGUCGGAGGAAGUCACGGGAAGACGAGACGGGUGGCGCGCGCCUAUUGGCAAGAUAAAAGAAAGAAAGAAAGAAAAGUUGCUCCUGAUGCGUUCGUGGUCACAAGUCGGACAGACAGCUUUACGGGGGGCGAAAAAGACAUCUCGGGGAGACAUCAGGGCGCUUUUUGAUGCACGCUUUAGGGAAGCUAAGUGCUAACCGGUAGGUAGGUAGGACGGAUCCACGCGGCAGCGGCGGCGGACUCUCCCUUUCUGCUCCCCUAAGCAUCCAUAUUUGCAUCCUCCCGGCCCAGGGAGUGGCAUCCUCCCUUUUUUCCCCUCUUCCAAGUGGCUCCUUUUUAUACAUGAUCUGGACCCUGUCUUGUGUGACUCACUUAGUACAACAUGGAGGGAGAUGAUCACCACCUCGUGGUUUAGUGCCUUCGGCGCCUUUUUUUAUCCACAAUAAACAUGCUGAAGUCCAGCGGGCUGAAGAUCCCCGGGCGCGGGCCCAAGCAUUCCAGCCCGAUGGGAAGGAGCGCAACCUCGAGCUCCCCCGUGCCCCCCAAGGACAAUGCUCCAGUCAAGCCCAGCACGCCGCCCAAAGCGUCGGAGGAGGGCGACGAGGUGGCGGGUGACUACACGGUGGGAGAGCAGGUGUGGGUGAACGGCGUGAAAGCCGGGGUCAUCGCCUACCUCGGGGAGACCCAGUUCGCCCCGGGCCAGUGGGCCGGUGUCAUCCUCAACGACCCGCUGGGCAAGAACGACGGCUCGGUGGGCGGCGUCCGCUACUUUGAGUGCCAAGCCCUGCAGGGCAUCUUCACGCGGCCCUCCAAGCUCACGCGACAGCCCACGGCCGAGGGCAGCGACAGCCUGUCCGCCGAGUCGCUCAGCGCCCAUAAUCAGACGCUGCAAGGAGGCGGCGGGGGGGGCCUCGUCGGGCAGCGGGCGCCGACGCUCCGAGAGGGCCUGCUCAACAGCGCCGUCAAGACGGGAAACGAGUCGGGCUCCAACAUGUCUGACAGCGGCUCUGUCAAGAAAAGCGCCGACAAGGACCUGAGGGCCGGAGAUCGUGUUUUGGUGGGAGGCUCCAAGAUGGGUGUGAUCCGCUACAUAGGGGAGACGGACUUUGCCAAGGGCGAGUGGUGCGGCGUGGAGCUGGACGAGCCUCUGGGCAAGAACGACGGCGCCGUGGCUGGCACCAGAUAUUUCCAGUGCCUCCACAAGUUUGGCCUGUUCGCGCCCGUACACAAGGUGAUCCGCAUCGGCUUCCCGUCCACCAGCCCGGCCAAGGCCAAGAAGAGCAAGCGAGUGGCCAUGGGCGUGUCGUCGCUGGCUCACAGCCCCAGCAGCUCGUCCAUCAGCUCCGUCAGCUCGGUGGCCUCGUCGGUGGGCGGGCGACCCAGCCGCGCCGGCCUGCUGACGGAGACGUCGUCGCGCUACGCCCGCAAGAUCUCGGGCACCACCGCCCUGCAGGAGGCGCUGAAGGAGAAACAGCAGCACAUCGAGCAGCUGCUGGCUGAGCGCGACCUGGAGCGCGCCGACAUGGCCAAAGCCACCAGCCGCAUUUGCGAGGUGGAGAAGGAGCUCAGCGCCCUCAAGUCGCAGCAUGUGCAGUAUGUGUCGGAGAACGAGGGCGCCCUGCAGCAAGUCACGGCCGCCUUGGCCGGCGUGCAGAAAGCCAAGGUGGAGCUCGCCAAUCAGCUGGAGGAAGAGAAGAGGAAAGUGGAGGACCUCCAGUUCAGAGUGGAGGAGGAGUCCAUCACCAAAGGAGACCUGGAGGGAAAAUGCAAGCAUGACUCUGCAUCCUUGGGGUUGGGUAAGAGGACCAAGCAAACCACGGUGGAGGAGCAAAGAUGCAUCGUGCAGCUGGAAAAGGAGCUGGGCCGAACCAGGGCCGAGAUCGAGAUCCUUCGGGGUCAGCUGCCGGGCGCCGCCAGCGCCCAAGCGCUCGAAUCUCAAUCGAAUCCGGCGGCGUUGGCGGCGAGUCGACGGGAGACCGAGGCGCUAAAAUUGCUGUCGGAGAAACAGAGCCAGGAGAUUGGUGAGUUGAAGCUGAAGGUCCAGCAGGCCACUAAGGAGAACAUGGACAUGAUGGAUGCCUGGAAGGCUAAAUUUGACUCUCUGGUAAGCGACCACCAGCAGUCCCUGGAGGAGCUCAAGACCUCGUUCUCCGGUGAAAGCUCCACGCCCGAGGGACGAGAGCUUCGGGCCACCGUGGAGGGCCUGAAGAUGGAGCAUCAGCUCGAGGUGGAGAACCUCAAGGCCAAGUACAAAAUCGAAGCCGCCAUCCUCACCAAGGAACGCGAAGACCUCGUCGCUCGCCUCCAGGAGGCCGAGGACCACACCGGUAGUGAGGCCUUGGAGGAAGCCGGCGGCAAACUGCAGCGGGCUGAGAAAAGGCUGGCGGAGAUGGAGGCGCUUCAACGGGAGAGCGCUCGAGAGCUGAAGGAACGGCUUGAGAUUUCGGAGAAACAGUUAGCGGACUCCCGAUCCUUGCGGGAGGUCAGUCAAGAGGAGGUCCAGAAGCUGCGAGAGAAGCUGAGGGUGACGGCCAAUCAGCUGCAGGCCAUCCAGACCGACCGCGACGCUAACGUGAUUGAAGAUAGCCACCUUUCUGACAAGAAGCUCGAGCAGAACAUUGAAGAAACCACGGAGAAGCUCCUGAAAAGGGAAAAAGAGGUCUCCACUCUCACCUCCCAAGUUGAAGCUCUCAAAUCUCAAAUUGGAGUUCUGGAGGGCAAAGUUCGCUCGGGGGAAAGGAAGGCCGAAGCCCUCGUGCGGGAGAAGGUGCGUUUGGAGGCGGAGCUUGAGUCCAUGACCAGAAAGUCCCACGAUGCCUCCGGGCAGCUGCUCAGCAUCAGCCAAGAGCUGUUGAAGAAAGAGGGGAACCUCAACGAGCUGAGGGUUCUGCUCCUGGAGUCGCGUCGACACUCUCGAGAGAUGGACAAAGAUCUGAACCGUGAAAUGCGCAAAGCCGAGUGGAAGGUGAAGGAGCAAAAACUGCAGGAUGACAUCAAGACGCUUCGGGAUAAACUCCUCGUGCUGGGCCGUGAGAGAUUCUCCCCGGACCACCGCCGUCACUCCAUGCUGGACCCCUCGGCUUUGGACUCCGAGGUGAGCCGCCUUCGCCAGCAGCUGCUCAGCACUGAGGACGCCCUGAGGACGGCCCUGGAGCACAACCAGCAGGUGGACCAACUGGUGCAGGCCAUGAGGAAGCAUCCAGAGAAAAGCCCGGUAAGGUGCUAUGGAUGGCAUACUCCUGAAAAAGGCGAAUCAUUCUCCAUCACUCACUCAUCUGCUUCUUCUCCUUCAGAUGCACGGAGCCCACAAGUCAGCCAACGGAAUUCACCAUCAGGAGCCCGACAGCAAUCAAGACGUGCGUAUCUUUUUUGAGUGACUUUACUACGGUGGCUGGCGUACAUCCUGCCGGUGGUACUAAAACAUCUUUUUGUUUGUUUGGGGGGGGGUGGUCGGUGUUUGCAGCAGCAGCAGCAGCAGCAGCGCUGAUACAAGACGAGAAAGCAUCAACCGGGACUCAGAAGAACGUCCGUCCGACCGAUCCAUCCAUCCUGCGGUGGCGGACGUAUGAACUUGAUAUCGUAACCA
Syngnathus acus (greater pipefish) is the source of this 3787-nucleotide messenger RNA. RefSeq names its product CAP-GLY domain containing linker protein 2 (gene clip2). The transcript has 17 exons. Gene Ontology annotation, cellular component: nucleus; cytoplasm; microtubule plus-end. The record is from RefSeq and is a predicted model, not a curated record. NCBI's taxonomy places the organism in Eukaryota, Metazoa, Chordata, Actinopteri, Syngnathiformes, Syngnathidae. Gene Ontology annotation, molecular function: microtubule plus-end binding. Gene Ontology annotation, biological process: cytoplasmic microtubule organization. Bases 650 to 3574 code for a protein of 974 amino acids.